This is a messenger RNA of Elaeis guineensis (African oil palm), 1206 nucleotides long. Lineage: Eukaryota; Viridiplantae; Streptophyta; Magnoliopsida; Arecales; Arecaceae. The record is from RefSeq and is a predicted model, not a curated record.
AUUGAACCCCACGCUCAUCCUUAUAUAGCACGCAGGCAGCGAGCCACCAGGAGCAGAUCAGAGGCCAGAAAAGGAAUUUAAAGAAGUUUGAGUGGUAUGGCUCUCUCCAGCCCACUGGCUCUGCCUCCUGCUCCAUCAUAUGUGGGCUCUCUCACCCGUCGCCCAUCUACCUUGGUAUCACUGCCGGUAUCUCCUGGCCACCACCUCCGACGUCGGUCACUCUCCGUUUCACCUCAACUUAGCCGUAUGAGAAGCAGCACGCACCGUUUCGUGUUUGCCCAUUCAAAACAAGAGGCGGGCUUCAUGCAGACGAAGGAAAAUGAGGAGGACCUGAUUGGUGCAAUAGAGGUGGAGCUCGCAUCCAUUGAAACUUGUCUGAUGGAUACAGCUGCUCUUUUCGAGGCUCUAAUGUUGGUAGAUUUGAUGGAACGGCUUGGAAUCCAAAGAUACUUCCAACAUCAAAUCCAACGUAUUUUACAGGGAACAUACAUGCAAUGGGAUGAUAAGUGUGGGUUGAAUGAUGCAAAAGCCACAGUGUUAGCCUUUCGCUUGUUAAGGCUUCAUGGGCACGAAGUCUCUGCAGGUGUUCUUAUGGCUUUCGAGGGUGGAAAAAAGAGCUUUUAUGAUUGUUUCUCCGUCGAUUCACCAACCGAUGUAUCAGCUAUGUUGAACCUGUAUAGAUGCUCUCAGAUAGGUUUUCCAUCUGAAUCAGAAAUCAUGGGAGAAGCAAAGGAAUUUGCAAUGUCCCAACUCCUUGACGUCGUGUCCGAGCGGAACCCAACUCUUUUGCAGACCAACAAUCUUAGGAUUGAGGUAAGAGCCCACAAAUGGUGGCAACGUUGUGGGUUUGAUGAAGUGAAACGUGCUCGUAAAACACUUGUACAAGCUUACUUUAUGGUAGCACCAACUAUCUAUGAACCUCAAUUGUCAUCUUUUCGCCUGGCCUACGCCAAGGGUGUAGUCCUCACCACCAUUCUUGAUGAUUUCUUUGAUGACAAAAGCUGUGACCUUCAAGAACUUCAGCGCUUCUAUGAGGCUUUCAGAAGGUGGGACUCAUCUUUUAUUGAUGAUCUUCCUCAACAAAAACUACUAUUCAAAAGCAUUGAUGAUGCCUGUCUAGAGAUCGCAGCAGAAGCCAACAAAGUUCAGGGCCGCAACGUCCUUCCCUUGUUCAAGCAUUUGGUAGUUAUGAAGUUUCUCAAUUAG